Molecule: messenger RNA, 4589 nt
Organism: Pseudophryne corroboree (corroboree frog)
Lineage: Eukaryota; Metazoa; Chordata; Amphibia; Anura; Myobatrachidae
Gene: IRAG2
Product: inositol 1,4,5-triphosphate receptor associated 2
Cellular component (GO): endoplasmic reticulum membrane
Source: RefSeq, a predicted model, not a curated record
CUAACUUCCUGAGUGGGCCACAGGUUUUAUAUUAUGGAGAUUGAGCCGGCUCAGGUCCCCUUUGCAGGUCAGUCCCUGCACUUCCAGUUCCCAGAGGACACAGGGAAUAGUGAAAAAUAAAAAUGACUGAACGUGGAUCAGCGACCAAACGCCACAAUCCGGUGGACAGCAUCCGCCGCAAAAUCGAGACCAUCAAGAUGAGCGAUCAGGAGUCCAGUCCAUACUUGCAAAUCCCCAAAUUUCCGCCCAGGAACUUCGACAGUCCGCAGUCCAGCACCAAGAAGGACCUGGAGGAAGUGCUGAAGAACCGGACGGUGAAGAGCACCAGCAAGGACCCGGUCAGUCUCCCCGAUACGGCGACCCUGGCUUCCUUCGCUGUACCGUCUCCGAGGCUACAGCAGGUACCGGACUGUGACUCUCCGCUGGCCAGCGUCCUGGCGUCCAGGGUCCAGCAGAAAAAAGUGUGGCCGUCCUGCGGGUCGCAGAGUUGCUCCACUCCUGUUGUGCGCUCCCAGGACGCGCACUUGAAGUUCCAUCAAUCCAUCCUCCCCUGCUCAGAGUUCAAGAGCAUCAUCCUGGAAGAGCGGGUCCUUCCCUCUGUGUCCAGCUUUUAUCUGGACCGUAAGACUGACCAUUUUACUUUGAGGUCUCCGGUGGUGAAGAGACUGUCGAUGAGCGAGAGUGCAGGUUUGAGGCGUAUGACCGACAACAAAAUGGAGCCGAUGGCUGAGGUCAGCCUAAUCUGCGAGGAGGACCUGCUGGACAGCAUUUUCCACGCGUGUGACACGGAGCGCAGAGGUAAAGUGGCGGUGUCCAAAAUCGUGGAUUACCUGAGGCACACGACCAGCCGUGGCUCUGAGGACAGUGGCCUGGGCGAGCUGUGUAACAUGCUGGACCCUGAGAAGAGGGAUAUCUCCAUGGACCUAGACACCUACCACGCCAUUAUGAAGGAGUGGGUCGACGACUGCCGGAAUAAUGGUACUCAGAAUACAACUAAAGAAUCGGUCCUCGUCGCUGAGGAGUCUUUGAUUAAACUGCGAGAAAGUCUUCAGUCAGUGCGCAGAAUUUCCGGCACCACCAUGAACAUCACAUCCGGGAGUCUGGAAGCUUUUGGCGGUGGACAUUUCCAAAGAUUUGGACACCUCGGACCUAUAACCUGCAUCGCUGAUCUGCAGUACAACAACCAGAAACUGCAGGAGCGGAAGAACAGACUGAAGACUGCGAUGGAAGCUCAGGAGGACACCAAUAACCGUCUCUUGGAAGAAAUUGAGGAGCUGCGGAACCAGCUGAAGAGCACACAGUACAUCAAGCCUCGGAGAGAGAUAAAGUCUAGCAGUUGUCUGGAGCAGCCUAUCAGCUGCUGCCAUUAUUUCAUAGACUGUGCUAGAUAUGACAGCAGCUGGUUGGUGGCUUUGGGCAACUUCUCCAAGAAUAUCAGGAACACUCUGGAAGUGGAGGAGGUCAGGAAAACGUUGUCAGAGGUCACGGAUAAGGCCGCAGAGUUCCAGAUGCAGCUGAAGGAGUUUGAGACUGUGAUACACAAGAAGGACGCCGGACUUCUGCUGAAGGACGUCUAUGUUGAUGAGCUGAAGUCCACAGUCGUGGAAUAUUAUUCUGUCAUCGAGAACCUGCGGGUUGAGAAGAAUAAGCUGGAAAAUAAUCUGCAGCAGAUGGAACACGAGCUUCUAUCGAAUGGUAUUAGUUCUCCGAUUACCAAUAAGCUGAACCGAGGAGUUAAUGGAUGCCUGAACUCCUUGCACACGGAGCUGGAAUUUGCGCAGGAUUUGCCAGAGGUAUCCACCCCAGAAUGGACGUUCCCCUCGGGGCGAACCUCUUCUCUUGACAUCACCUUGGACCGCGAGGUUUUAUUGAUGCUGCAAGGACCCGGACACGAGCAAGUUGGCGCAGAGUUUAAAGCGAUUCUGCAGACGCUGCAUGAAGACACCUGUGCCAUGGCCGAUCAUGUCUUGCUGUCGCUACAACAUCUUAUUGAGUCGGACAUUGACGUGAAGGACUUGGCUGGGAGGAUGCUGCAGAUCAUAAAGGCCGAUUUGAAGGAAAAGAGGAGAAACUGGGAGGAGAAGCUGAAGCAGUUGGACAAGCAGAAGGACUCCUUGGACAGGGAGUUUGUGAAGAUGUCUGGGAACUUGCGGAGGAUGAAGACAGAGCAGCUGCACCUGAAGAAGGAGCUCUCCACCAGACUUCACGAGCUGGAGGCAGCCAGGCAGCAGCAAGAGGAAGUGGCGGAGAGGGCGACCUGGGCCGUAGACCAGCUCCACCAGUCUGCCAGGAAGCAAGAGGACUUAGCCAAGCGGGUUGCUGAGUUAGAGGACACCCUUCACGCUGGGCGGACGGAGGCUGAGUCCCUGCGAGGCAAAUUAGAGGAAGCGGAGAGCCAGCAGCAUCAACUCCAGGCUGCAAUCGACGUGUUAACCAGCGAAGGUCUGAGCAGGGAGCAGGAGGUGCGGACUCUGCAGGAAGCGAAUUCUUUGCUGCAAGAUAAACUGCUGAAUUAUCCGAAGUUCCCGGAGCAGGUUUCCGUGGACGAUGGACCCGUCCUGAGCGCGGGCCGGCAGGCUGCAGAACAUGGAGAGGAGGGAAGUUGCACUUGGGAGAGAUUUGGCCUCCAGGAAACUGGCCGCUUGUCUGGAGCUCACAAGACCUCACCCAGCGCAAAGCCCCUGCCCGGAUACGUACAGCUAUUAGAUGCGCUCUGCCUGGAGGUCGGACAGCGUCAUCCUAAUCAGAGAACGAAGAAUUACCCGGCAACCAGAAGCCAUCGGAAACCUGACUCUCCCCUGGAUGGAAAGCUGAGGAAGACAUCAGCAUCCCUGGAUUUACUGAUCCCUGCGCGGCCCACACGUGUGUGCGUUGGGGCUCAGACGGAUGAGGACACUUUCACCACUGCUGAGAUGGAACCGCCUGUCUACAAGGGGCACGACGCUGGGAAUCGGCCAGAGGCCACGGGCGCAUCCAGCACUUCUAUAAACUGCGACACCUCUGCGGACAGGACUUCCCCGCUGGAUAACACCCUAGUGUCGCCCGCUCCAGAGCACAGAGCUGCAGAGGGUUCUGUCAACUUGAAAGAUGGGGACUCGGAAGCUGCAGACGGGAAGUCCUGCCAUGGGGCGAAGGCCUCUCCUGAUGAAGCUGUAGGAACGUCUGCUGCACCAGCUGUGAAGAGCGCACCGUCCGCUGAGGAAGACCACUGCUCCAGCAAUGAGCGUGAGAUGGAGACAGAGUUCCUACGUUUGUCACUUGGAUUCAAGUGUGACCUAUUUACUUUGGAUAAACGGCUGCGUCUUGAAGAAAGAUCCCGUGAUUUAGCAGAAGAAAACCUGAAGAAGGAGCUGGCGGGCUGUAAAAAGCUCCUGGAAGCCCUCAUCCCGUUCUGCGAGGAAGAUAAUCAGACACAUGAGAUUGUGAAGAAGUUGGAGAACCGCUUGCAGUUCCUCAACCAACACACGACGAGGGUUGCCAGCCGGGCGGAGAUGCUGGGAGCCAUUCACCAGGAAAGCCGCGUCAGCAAAGCGGUGGAGGUGAUGAUCCAACAUGUUGAGAAUCUGAAGCGCAUGUACGCCAAAGAGCACGCCGAACUGGAGGAGCUACGGGAGGCCAUGCAACAGAAUGAGCGCAGCAGCUCCUCUGCUGCCGGAGAAGAUCCGCAUAAGCUGGUGUCGGCUAUAGCUAGUAAGGUAUCUCCUGCCAGGAGAGUCAGUAUGCCGGCUUAUACAAGAGGCACUGGGUCGCCGAUGGACAUGUUUGGAGGGGACAAACUUGAUGGAAAAUUACACAAGCGGUCAAAUAGCUGGAAGUUGGUUGGUUCCAGACAGAAUGAUCGCCCAACGCUGCAGCGUUUUGUUGAUAAUUACACCCGGACGGAGCCCAGUGAAGAGAAUUUUAUUAAAGAGGAUGAGACGAACGCAGAGUUACCGGAAGAGGCGGAAGUGGAGGAGAACAUAAGGAGAUGCAGUCUCCUCCAGAAAACUCAUUCUCCAGCAAAGCCGGGAUCCUUUUGCAGCAACGUUUCGUCUUGGAUGUCUGACUUGAAAACGUCUUUCUCAAACACCAACAAACCACUUCUGAUAUCUGUCCUGACUGCGUUCCUGCUCAUCUCACUGGUCAGCUUCCUGACCGGUCUGUCCUUCCAGAAACCGGUAGAAGGAGCACCUGUUGGGUCUGGGGUUUCAUGGACUUCAGUCCAGCAACUGCUGUGGCCCUAUACCAAGCUCCGACAUAACGCCCCCCCUCCGGUAUGACGGCGAGAAGGACUUGGGACAUUUUAUUAGUUUUAUAGAGUUCUGGUCUCCUGUACAAUUACCGCAUGACUGCCGGAUCAAUCAGGUUUUAAUAUUUUUAUUUGCAUUUAAUAAAAAUCUAUACAGUCACCAGUGAUCGAGAGGAGAAGAUGUCGGUGAUGAAUGGAUACCGGGAUGAAUAAACUAUAGUAUAAAUGAAGAGAGAAUGUUAGAGUAGGACCGUGUCUCCGCUGCGACUAUGUAACCGGUUUUGCGCUGCGGUUCUCUGCCUGAAUGUGGAUGGAUAUGUGCUAUUUAUUCCUGAAUAAAGUUGUGUUUAUGAGUAUGUCA